GGCGAAACUGCCUUAAUGGUAGCGUCCAAGUUUGGUAGGGUGGCAGCAGUAGAGCAGCUUCUGCAACUCGGGUCUGAUGUCAACCUGGCGUCCAGCCGGGGAAAUGCCUUAACGUACGCCGCUGCAAAUGGACAUAAAACCUGCAUCAGGCUGCUGGUCAAAGCUGGGUGCAAUCCGAAUACUCCCGGAUCGAAAUGGGACCCCGCAGUAAUGACCGCAGCGCGUUCGGGGUACACCGAUUGUGUCAGGGCUUUACUAGAGGCAGGAGCGGAUCCCGACGCCAGAAACCACGCUGGUAAAACGGCGCUGAUCACUGCUACCCAAUGGGGUCACUUCAACUGCGCCAAGACUUUGCUCCGCUUCGGCGCCAAUGUGAACUCAAUGAGUGCCACGGGAGACACCGCCCUUAAAUGGGCAGCGCGGGGAGGCAACACGUCACUUGUCCGCCUGUUGGUGCAGUCCGGAGCAGAAGUCAAUACACCCAGCACUGACGCCACGACACCUCUGAUGUUUGCGGCACAUGUUAGUGCCGCGUGCGUCCGCGAGCUCAUCAGUGCAGGGGCAGAUUUACACGCCAGGAACACUAGGGGACAGGUUCCGUUAUUCUGGGGCGUGAACAGUGGGGAGGUUGAUAUUGUGCAGGCUCUUAUAAAAGCCGGCGCCAAUGUUAACGCAGUCUCCACGAAGGGACAUACGCCGCUGUUCUACAGUGUCAAGAAUGGGGACGAUGACAUGAACAAAAUACUCAUUGCCGCGGGGGCAAAUGUUAAUGCCAGAGAUUUGAAAGGCAAAACGCCGCUUUUGAGCGCAGUCCAGAACUACCACGUGGAUUGUUUCAAGACGUUGCUGCUGGCAGGCGCCGACGUUAAUCUGGCAGAUCAAGCUGGGAGAUCGCCCCUGAUGGUGGCCGUGAUGAGGCAGUUCACCGUGGCAUUCAACGAUCUUCUAGCGGCUGGGGCUUUGGUCAAUUGGAAAGACAGCUCCGGUCGCACGGCCCUCAUGCUGGCCGCCACCAUGUGCAGCGCGGCGUACUGCAAAGACUUGCUGGCCCACGGUGGUCGCGUCAAUGAGCAGGACAACGAAGGUGUGACGGCACUGAUGCACGCAGCCGAGAAGGAGAUUCACUGCGACAGCGUCAAGAACGUUCUACUCGACAGCGGCGCCGAUGUCAACAUGGUGGAUCUCUCCGGGAAAACCGCUCUGAUGCACGCCAUAAGCUACAACAAAAACCUUGUCUGCCUCAGGGUUCUGACCAAAAACAACGCCCUGAACCACCAGAAUACCGCCUUGGUUCACUGCCUAGAAAGCGAGAACAAUCUUGCAUCAUUGGAUAAGGCCGCUGUCCUCCUCAGUGUGGGAUUUCACCCCGUUAUACCUGAAUUUUACCGCCCUCUGCUGCUCCAAAAGUUCCUCCUUGCUAGCACGUGCCGGAAUAAAACCUACGUUUGGUCAUUUAAGAAAUUCAUUCUUUACCGCGAAAUGGAGAUGAUUCGCCUCUUUGUGUCCAAUGGCGUCGUGCUACAACGAAACGGGAAACGUGCGGCAUCCGGAGCGAGCCGUUACGCUAACAUCGCCUGCGCACUUUCAAAGGGGCACAUCAACCUUGUCAAAUAUCUUAUCGCCAACUGCUACAUCUUUCAAGAGGAUUUGAAUUUCCUUUGCAGAUCCAAGAGCGCGCAAUGGGAUACUUUGUAUCGAACUUACUCGGCCGCACUUGGCGAUGACAAAGACCAACGGCUGUUUUUGACCGAACUAACCAAACAGCCUUGGCCACUAGUCAAGCUCGCGUUCAUCGCCGUGUCCAGCCUGGUCGGCUCCAGUCCGGAGAGAGCCGAGCGUAUCCGUGGAUCCGGUCUCCCUUCACGGCUCCAAGCUCUGCUAAACUUUCAGGGGCCGGUGUCCACGCUGCCGGUCAGGGAGUGGUCCGAGCUGAAACUAGCCUUUGAUCCGCUGGCAUACGCGAAGUUGGAGAAACAAAGACCUCUGCUGUAUUUCUGGCCGUUUGGGAAAGAGAUU
Lymnaea stagnalis (great pond snail) is the source of this 2016-nucleotide messenger RNA. Lineage: Eukaryota; Metazoa; Mollusca; Gastropoda; Lymnaeidae. The record is from the annotation of a GenBank genome assembly.